This is a messenger RNA of Cynoglossus semilaevis (tongue sole), 4820 nucleotides long. RefSeq names its product cyclin dependent kinase 18 (gene cdk18). Gene Ontology annotation, biological process: protein phosphorylation. The record is from RefSeq and is a predicted model, not a curated record. NCBI's taxonomy places the organism in Eukaryota, Metazoa, Chordata, Actinopteri, Pleuronectiformes, Cynoglossidae. Gene Ontology annotation, cellular component: nucleus; cytoplasm. Gene Ontology annotation, molecular function: cyclin-dependent protein serine/threonine kinase activity; ATP binding. The transcript has 20 exons. Bases 2326 to 3738 code for a protein of 470 amino acids.
CAAAGGAGUAAGUUCACCAUGGUUCAUUAGAUGCAGCAGCUUCACACACUCUCUGAUCCUCACAUCUCCAGACUUUUGGUCAGAGCAGCAAACUGGCACAAAAGUUUUGCAAAGUUGAAGUUUAAAAAAUUCAGUUUUUAUUAUCUGGAGUUAGGUUCACAGCAAACCUUUACUUUUAAAAAAAACUUUAGUUUAUUUGUUCAGUGAAUGAGAAUAAAUGAUGCAUGUUGAUGCAGACAUACAUACAUAUAUAUACACAAUUUUCUUUCAUCAUCAUAAACAGACAACCAAAAUCCUCAUUCAAGGGAGUAGAGUUCAUUUUUGCGGGGUUGGGGUUGAGGCUUGCUCAAUUCCUUACAGCUAAGGCAGAUAUUUCAACUGACUCUCCUCUGUUCACAAAGCUGCACCAUUAACUGCUGCUAAUGAUAAUGAUGAUUAAUUUUUUUGCACAAAAGCAACCUUCUGCAAAGACUUUAUCUGUGAAACUCCUUCAUCCCUGCUUUUAAACCACAGCUAACAUUCAGCUCCAGCUGUCACUUACCUUUAAAAGCCCUCAGUCUGGAGAACGACUCCUGCUCUCACCAGUGUGUGCUGGUGAUUAGUGUCAACCGGACUAAUUACUGUCAAACUUCCUGGACCAGGUCUUGGCCUGAGGAAAGCACACGGUCUGUUCCUGCUGCGGCUCAUAAAACGAGGGAGAAAACUCGGGUCUAUAAAUUUUUACUCCUAAGAAAACAUAACCAUCACGUCAGUAGUCGAAUGUGAAGCAAAAAUAUUGCAAAUUAGUCUCAAACUCAUCGUUUGAAUAAUAUGCUUAUUUCCUUAUCAGCUGUAGUCCACGUAGUGAUUGGACCAAGUUUCUACACCCAAUGCAAUCCUAACACAAAAAGCUACUUGAGCCCAAAACCUUAAAAAUAAUCCGACCUGCUCUGCUACACUUCUGCUGAAUAUGAACUCCUUUUACCUUUGAGAAUUUGGAGUUGUUUGCAUCUUAAGCCACUAGAGGGCAGUCGACACUAACAUGUGACGUUUAAUGUGUUUCAGAGGAGAGCAGCUGGUGCUGUGAUGUUGACAUCUCCAUGUGAUGAGCAGAGACUCAUUAGUGUGAUUGUCUGACACCCCUGUAGGCCGUCAGUCUAUUUUUAGAUCAGUGUCUCUAGAUCUUUGGUUGAUUUCAGUUCUUCAUUUUCACCUGUGUCCAACAUAGACGUUACUGAGAGACCACCCUGUGGUUGGCUACUCCACCUUUUUUUUUGGUUCACUGCUGGGAUUGGCUCUAACUCCACCCUGUAGAGGAUUACACAGUGGAAAAUGAACAAAUGGAUUACUGAAUUUCUAGCAGUAAAGAAGUAAAAUCCGGCUCCUCAGUCAGACCUUUCUGGACUGGAUCAAAACACCUUGGUCCUCUGUGGUUCUCUCAUGUGGUUCUCUCAUGUAGAAUCUCAAGGUCCUACAACAGGAUGUCCCUGGUCUCUGUAACUCUGCAGAACCAACAGUCGCAGUUUGCAGUUCACUCUGUUGUCCAAGGUCACAUCAGCAUGAAGUGGAUCCUAUGAACAGAACAGGGGUCUCUUGUGCUCCCAGCUCAUCACUGUGACUGUCAGUAAACAGGUCGGAGAGAAAAAGUGACCACAGUACCAGUGUCAUCCUGCUCUGCCUUCACUCUGAAUCUACACAGGCUCCAGUAUGUGCAGUGGAUCAUGCCCAGGGAUCCUAAGUUCUCAACGGACCACUGGAGAGAAUCAGGUGGAGCACUGACAAUUGCUUCCUGGCAUUAAUGUGCUGUUUGUAAGUGCUAGAGUGACACAGUGUGUGUGUACAAAGCAGCUGGAGGUGGAGAAGUCCUGAAGAUGAGGAAGAGGCCUGUACUUUACUGAAUAGUGAUUGGCUGUUGCUAUAACAACAUGGGCGGACCGAAGUGAGCGACGGUGAGGGGGCGGGGCCAGUGACUGAUUAUAAAAGCCUUCAGAUCAACAGUCUCUCCUCUCCUGAGCUGUUCUUCUUCUCCUUCACUUGUCUCUCUGGUCAGUGAGGAGGCUCACAGAGCUGCAGGAGGACACGAGGAGCGUGAGCUGUCAGAAGGUGGACUCUUCUCCAUUUUCCUCAUCUCUUUGCACAGCUGUCUGCUUCUCACUGUGCACGAUCUGUCUGUGGAUUAACGUGUGUGUAUGUGUGUGUGAGGAGAAGAAGAAGAAGAGGAGGAGGAGGAGGAGGUACCAGCCAAGAUCAGACAGAGACACAGAGAGAGGAGCGUGCAUCCCUCCUUCUGAUCUACCUCAUCUGUCAGUGGAUGACCUCUGCUUCUGUUGUCUGCUUCCUAGCAUCAUGAACAAGAUGAAGAACUUUAAAAGGCGCUUCUCUCUGUCUGUUCCUCGCACUGAGACCAUUGAUGAGAACGAGUUCACCGAGCAGAUCAACCACUUCAACAGUCAACACGCUCACGGUCUGACCCCAGACAGACUGGGCCCUCCAUCUCAUGAUACCAGUCCAGUAAGCCCUGAAGCAACUACACCUGCAGCCGAGUCUCCGUCUCACCUACACUUCAGUAGCAAAGCCCAGCACAGACGUUUCUCAAUGGAGGAUGUCAGUAAGCGCAUGUCUUUGCCCAUGGACAUCCGUCUGCCUCCAGAGUUUCUCCAGAAACUGCAGCUGGAGAAUGAAAACUCACCUCUCUGCAAACCUCUCAGUCGAAUGUCCCGUCGUGCAUCACUGUCUGACAUUGGCUUUGGGAAACUGGAGACAUAUGUGAAGCUUGGGAAACUUGGUGAGGGGACAUACGCCACAGUUUUCAAAGGGCGCAGUAAACUGACAGAGAACCUGGUGGCACUGAAGGAGAUCCGACUGGAGCACGAGGAGGGAGCACCGUGCACAGCAAUCAGAGAGGUGUCUCUGCUGAAGAACCUGAAGCACGCCAACAUUGUGACGCUACAUGACAUCAUCCACACCGACCGCUGCCUCACUCUAGUGUUCGAGUAUCUCGACAGUGACCUCAAACAGUACCUGGAUAACUGUGGGAAUCUCAUGAGCAUGCACAACGUGAAGAUCUUCAUGUUCCAGCUUCUCCGGGGUCUGUCCUACUGCCACAAGAGGAAAAUCCUCCACAGAGACCUGAAGCCCCAGAACCUGCUCAUCAAUGACAAAGGAGAACUGAAGCUGGCUGACUUUGGCCUUGCCAGAGCAAAGUCCGUCCCCACGAAGACCUACUCCAAUGAGGUGGUGACCCUAUGGUACAGACCCCCUGACGUCCUGCUGGGCUCCACAGAAUAUUCCACACCCAUCGACAUGUGGGGUGUGGGCUGCAUCCUGUAUGAGAUGGCCACAGGUCGUCCCAUGUUUCCUGGUGCCACGGUGAAGGAGGAGCUGCACCUCAUUUUUAGACUCAUAGGCACGCCCACAGAGGACAGCUGGCCUGGGAUCAGCACUCAUGAGGAGUUUAGGUCGUACCUCUUUCCUCAGUACAGACCUCAGGCUCUGAUCAACCAUGUGCCCAGGUUGGACACAGAGGGCAUUGACCUGCUCUCUGCUCUGCUGCUGUACGACACCAGGAGCAGAACUUCAUCUGAAGGCGCUCUUCGACACCAGUACUUCCAAACUCUGGGGGAGAACAUUCACAAUUUGGCAGACACUGCGUCUGUGUUUUCCCUCAGAGAGGUGCAGCUCCAGAAGGACCCGGGUCACCGCAGCUCCUUGUUCCAGCCUUUGACUCGAGGAAAGAACCGAAGGCAAAGUAUCUUCUGAACUUCCUGUAAUGAAAGAGAGAGCGACAGAGCGAGAGAGAGAGAGAGAGAGAGAUACUAACACUCAUCAGCACACUCCACGGUCACAGUCAUUCAUGGACACAUCUGACCAAUCAAAUAUUCUGAUCAUAUGGACAUUCCUGCACACACACACACACACACACACACACACACAGAGCGAGAGGACGACUGUAUCUUGGUCCAUUCAGACUAAUGGACCAGAACACAGUUGGUGUCCAAACACACAUUAGACAGUAGUGUUUAUAAGAAACUGGUGAGACUCUUAUACAGCUGUGAGGUCCAGUCCUGCCCACAGAUGCUGGGGCCACAGGGAGUUUUAAAGGGGCUUGACAUAAAUCACAGUUUGUGGGAAAAUGGUUCUACUGUGGGUCAACAGACCAACUGUUAGUCUUAUUUUACCUGCAAAUGAAAUCAUGAGCAGUUUAAGCCACUCCACCACGGGCUUCUCUGGAUUAUUUUAGGAAUUAUGACAGAGGAAAAAAAACAAUCUACAUUAGUGGUUCUCAAACUCACCUACGUAUAUCACUGAGGGUACUCGGGCUCCUCCUGGUGGUAGUUGGGGGGAUUUUUUUAAAUUAUGUUGGGAAAAUCAUAAAUCUACUUAAUACGAGGGCCCCAAAAAACAAUGCAAACGGUUAGUGUCCAGGAGAAAAUUGCGAAUCAGGAGCCAGUCUACGUGUGUUUACUUCAGGACUGAAUGGAAGCACCUGUACUCAGUAUUACUCUACUGUACGGUGUGUCUUUGUCCGACAUGUACACCGUCUGAUAGUUUGCCAGAGCAAAGUCUGAAAGUCUGAUAGUAACAAAUUCUCUUCUUGCACAUACUGGUGGUACUGGGGGAGACAGGUAAAAAGCACUUUUAGAACCACUGGUGAUGAGGACUACCAGUUGUACAGGAAGCAGCAUCAGUUUCUUAUAAACCAACAGAUUAUUGAGCCCAGGUCUGUCUAAUGAGUGUUAAUAUGUUUAUUGUUGUCGGGGUAAAUACUGUCAGUCUGUCUGUGUGUAGGAGACACCACUAACAACUAUGUAGCCUGAAGGUCAUUUUAUUUUUUUAUUUAU